Molecule: messenger RNA, 3511 nt
Organism: Neoarius graeffei (lesser salmon catfish)
Lineage: Eukaryota; Metazoa; Chordata; Actinopteri; Siluriformes; Ariidae
Gene: gne
Product: glucosamine (UDP-N-acetyl)-2-epimerase/N-acetylmannosamine kinase
Exons: 12
Coding region: 156-2369 (737 amino acids)
Biological process (GO): UDP-N-acetylglucosamine metabolic process
Molecular function (GO): UDP-N-acetylglucosamine 2-epimerase activity; N-acylmannosamine kinase activity; hydrolase activity, hydrolyzing O-glycosyl compounds
Source: RefSeq, a predicted model, not a curated record
GUGUUGCUGUUUCCGGUGCGAAGGUUGUAGGUUUUCUGCUCCAGUUCACUCCGAUUAUCCUGUUGAUGUCGAGGGAUUUUAUCUGACUGUAUUUUGGCACAGACGGGGAUGAAGUAGAGCAGGACGAACUGAAAAAGGAGCUGUACUAUCUGGAGAUGCAGCGGGCAGAGGAGAAGCUGGAGCAUGAGGAGAACGGAGGGAAUGAGGGACCUGGGCAGAGGCUGAAGGUGUGUGUGGCCACCUGUAACCGAGCAGAUUAUUCCAAACUUGCUCCCAUCAUGUUCGGCCUCAAAGCUCACCCCGACCUGUUCGAGCUCGACGUCGUCGUCCUGGGCUCACACCUCAUCGAUGAUUACGGUAAUACAUAUCGUAUGAUUGAGCAGGAUGAGUUCAACAUCAGCUCCAGCCUCCACACUAUUGUGCGUGGUGAGGAUGAAGCAGCCAUGGUGGAAUCUCUCGGCUUGGCGCUCGUCAAACUCCCCGACGUCCUUCACCGCCUGGCGCCUCACGUGCUGAUCGUCCAUGGCGACCGCUUCGACGCGCUCGCCGUAGCGACGGCAGCCGCGCUGAUGAACGUCCGCAUCCUGCACGUGGAGGGCGGAGAAGUGAGCGGCACCAUCGACGACUCGAUCCGCCACGCCAUCACCAAGCUGGCGCACUACCACGCUGUGUGCACGCGCGCCGCCCAGACGCACCUGCUCGCCAUGUGCGAGAACCACAGCCGCAUCCUUCUGGCCGGCUGCCCGUCAUAUGAUCGUCUGCUCAACGCGCGGCACCGUGACGACUACGAAGAUAUCAUCAAAUCCUGGCUCGGUGACUGCGUGAAGGAGUCCGACUACAUCGUGGCGCUGCAGCAUCCUGUAACUACAGACAUUAAAAACUCCAUAAAGAUCUACGAGCUCAUGCUGGAUGCUCUCAUCUCUUUCAACAAGAAAACGCUCGUUCUGUUCCCCAACGUCGACGCCGGCAGUAAGGAAAUGGUGCGUGUGUUGAGGAAGAAGGGAAUUGAGCAACACCCAAACUUCCGUGCCGUUAAACACGUUCCCUUUAACCAGUUUAUCCAACUGGUGGCUCAUGCAGGCUGCAUGGUGGGGAACAGCAGCUGCGGAGUUCGCGAGGCCGGAGCCUUCGGGACGCCCGUCAUCAACCUGGGCACGCGCCAAACCGGCCGAGAAACAGGUGAGAACGUUCUUCACGUGCGUGACGCUGAUACACAGAAUAAGAUCUACCACGCCCUGGAGCUGCAGUUCGGGAAGCGAUACCCCUGCUCCAAGAUCUACGGAGAUGGGAAUGCCGUGCCACGGAUCCUGAAGUUCUUGCAGUCCAUCGAUCUGUCGGUACCGGUCCAGAAGACCUUCAGUUUCCCGCCGGUGCGUGAGGACAGCAUGUCCCAGGACAUCGACCACAUCCUGGAGACGCAGAGCGCGCUGGGCAUUGACCUCGGGGGCACCAACCUGCGUGUGGGCAUCGUCACCAUGACGGGGAAGAUCAUUAAGAUGUACGCCCAGCCCAACCCGAAGACCUACGAGGAGAGGAUGGAGCUCAUACUGAGCAUGUGCAAACAGGCCAUGGCCGAUGCCAUCCCCCUCAACUGCAGAAUCCUGGGAGUGGGGGUGAGCACGGGGGGCAGGGUGAACCCCCAGGAUGGCAUGGUAUUGGACUCCACUCAGCUGAUAAACGAGUGGAGUUGCAUUGACCUGCGCUCGCCGGUGUCUCACUCGCUCCACCUGCCGGUGUGGGUGGACAACGACGGGAACUGCGCUGCACUCGCUGAGAGGAAGUUUGGCCACGGGAAGGGUGUGGAAAACUUCGUCACCAUCAUCACAGGGACAGGAAUUGGAGGCGGGAUCAUCCAGCACGGGGAGUUAAUCCAUGGUAGUACGUUCUGCGCUGCUGAGCUCGGGCACAUCAUGGUGUCUCUGGAUGGACCGGAGUGUUCCUGUGGGAAUCACGGCUGCGUCGAGGCCUACGCGUCCGGGUUAGCGCUGCAGCAAGAGGCGAAGAGGCUGCACGAUGAGGAUAUGCUGCUGGUGGAGGGAAUGAGUUUGAACAACAAGGAACAAGUGAACGCAUCGCAUCUCAUCCAGGCUACUCGCCUCGGAAACAGUAAAGCAGAGGGAGUGCUCCGGACAGCGAGUACAGCUCUCGGUGUUGCGGUCGUGAACAUCCUGCACACAGUAAACCCGUCUCUGGUGGUUCUGUCUGGUGUUCUGUCUCAGUACUACAAGAGUCCUGUCACAAACUUCAUCAAGCAGCGCGCCCUCUCCUCCACCAGGGAAGUGAAGGUCAUGGUCUCUGACCUUGACAGCCCCGCCCUGCUGGGUGCCGCCAGCAUGGUCCUAGACUACACCACACGCCGCACCUACUGAGAUGCCACGUACCAACACCAAGGGCCAAUCAGACUCAGUAUUUCGUGAAACUUGUGUAUUUGGGAUCAAACCAUUGAGAAGCAGUUGGAAUAGCUGCUCUGGGACUCUGGGCCAAGUCAGGCUGUAAGCCUUGGAGUGUCUCUUCUGAUUGGCUGUGAGCCUUGUAACUUUUCGAUGAGCCUCUGAUGUGUUUUGAGACUUGGCACAAAACCGGUCACAUGUGACACCCUGGAGCCCAUCAGACGCCGCCUACUGAGACAAAAGACCAAUCAGAAUCCUCGCACUUUUUUAAAUUACUUUCUCUGUUGGUGGUUUUUGUUUUAUUUACUUUUUGUAAUCAUUUGUGCUUGGCUCUGACCCCCCGGCCUUCUCUUGUUGGUGCCUUAACAGUGUUUGCGAUCAAAGAGGAAGGGAACUUUCAUGCUUAGGAAUGUUUCAAGCAGAACAGCUAUGGUGAUCAGUUAGCAUGUGCUAACCGACGCUAGCUUUCAAAAGUUUGUAACAAAUCUAAACGAUGGACGCUUUCUUGUCUCUCGGUUAUGUUUUCCUGGUCUGAUUGACGUUUGUUUCUCAUCACACGACUCAUUCAAAGCUCUGACGAACAGCUUUACAGUAUGUUGAAGAAAGAUGAUGUUACUUCAUCAGUGGGAAUCCUGAGGCUGUGUUCCAGUUCCGUUUCAAACUUUCCCUUGGUUGAGUCCAUUUAGCUGUAUUAAUGUUCUGUUUUUUUAUUACUCGAAGGGAAUGUAAUAAGCGUGUGUAUGAAAAACAGAACUGAAACUCGGCUGCGACUUACUGACGUGCACCAGUGACUUUGGCGGCGAGGGGGUGGCGCUCCCCUUAAAUUCCCAGCUCUUAGUGUUUUGCUUUGCAUCGCAUCAUGACACUGUGCAGUAUUUAGCUUAAUGUACGCUAGCUUUCAGGCAAAUGUCACUGUUGAUUUAUGUAAAACUCAGUAUUUUAUGCUAAUAGCUAUUGAGUUGACGACAUGUUUUUCUGUUGGCUGAUUUUUAGACUGAAAUUGAGCCCGGCCUGUGUUUGCUCAGCUACGCCCAUUAGUCCAUGAGCAUAUAAGUGGUUAAUCCAAUCAGAGGCAAAUUGUUUGUUGUCAGACCGUUGCAUUAAACAGGUUUCCACCAUCA